UGAAACAAACAAUGGCUUAUAGGAAGAAAAUUUUCAUAUAAAAAGGAGCAACUAAAAGCCAUGUUUUGGGCGUAAAUCAUGGAGAAACUGAAUAUCUGAGCUAGACCGCAAUGUGAUUGAGUAGAGUGGGAAUGCGAGACAGGAUCUCCCGCAUGCACUCAUAGCUUCAAGCUUUUUGACCUUUGUUUUUACCAUGAAUAUCAAGUAUCUCUCUAUCUAUCUCUAUCUAUUGACCCAACCAGUUUUGGGCUAAAAUAUAUUGACCCAUUAGAAAAUGGGUCUAAGAUAUUUCUAUAUUGAAAUGGACCCAAGCCAAGUUCCACGACGGUUUUUGUUCUUUGGAUCAUAGCCUUCAUUGGUUUCACUUUCAUUUUUAUUCACUGAUAAAUUGCCAAAACAACCAUGUCAUUACAAAAUUACUCUGCAAAGUAAGGUCCAAACUUGCACUAGUUUUGACUUGGAAAGAAAACCCGAAGGAAGAAAGCAAAAGCAGCAUAGAGUAGAUCGCCAACUUCAACAAAUGAAAGCAUAAAAGAGAACUUUGUUUCAUUGUUUGUGACGACAACGUGUCUGUCAUCUCCGCCCUCAUGCGCUUUCAUUUCCCCUUAUAUUCUUCUUCCUCUUUCUCCCUCGUUUCUAACUUCACUUUCAUUUCUUCAUUGCCACUCAUCUUUUCUUCCUCCCAUUUCUCCACUUUCAUUUCAAUGGCUCCUGCUUUUGAACCUGUCUCUCCCCCACACCAAGAAGCUGAACCCCAAACUGCAACACCCCAUCACACUGACACUGUAAACAAUUUUGGGAAUGAUGGUCAAGUUGUUGGCUCUAAAUCAAAGGUCACUGUUGUUGGUAGUGGUAAUUGGGGUAGUGUUGCUGCUAAGCUCAUUGCUUCUAACACUCUCAAGCUCAACUCUUUUCAUGAUGAAGUGAGGAUGUGGGUAUUUGAGGAGACAUUGCAAACGGGUGAGAAGCUUACAGAUGUCAUUAACAAAACUAAUGAAAAUGUUAAAUACCUUCCUGGUAUUAAGCUCGGCAAAAAUGUCAUUGCGGAUCCAGACCUCGAUAAUGCAGUAAAAGAUGCAAACAUGUUGGUCUUUGUGACCCCUCAUCAAUUUAUGGAGGGUAUAUGCAAGAGGCUUGUUGGUAAAGUAAGGGGAGAUGUUGAGGCUAUUUCUCUUAUUAAAGGGAUGGAGGUCAAAAUGGAAGGCCCUUGUAUGAUCUCCAAUCUUAUAUCCGAGCAGCUCGGCAUCAAUUGUUCUGUUCUAAUGGGGGCAAAUAUCGCAAAUGAGAUCGCUGUGGAGAAAUUCAGUGAAGCAACGGUUGGAUUUCGAGACAAUCGAGAGAUUGCGGAGCAAUGGGUUAAAUUAUUCAGUACCCCUUAUUUCAUGGUCACUCCCGUCCAGGAUGUGGAAGGGGUUGAACUAUGUGGAACUUUGAAGAACGUUGUAGCCAUUGCAGCUGGUUUCGUGGAUGGACUUGACAUGGGAAAUAACACAAAGGCUGCGAUAAUGCGAAUUGGUCUAAGAGAGAUGAGAGCUUUCUCCAAACUGUUAUUUUCAUCUGUUAGGGAUAGUACCUUCUUUGAAAGCUGCGGAGUUGCUGAUGUCAUCACAACAUGCUUGGGGGGAAGAAACCGAAAAGUUGCAGAGGCAUUUGCUAGGAAUGGAGGAAAAAGAUCUUUUGAUGACCUAGAAGCUGAGAUGUUGCAGGGCCAGAAAUUACAGGGUGUAUCCACGGCAAGAGAAGUCUAUGAAGUUUUAAGCCAUCGCGGAUGGCUAGAGUUGUUUCCUCUAUUUGCAACAGUGCAUGAAAUCUGUGUUGGUCGACUUCCACCAUCAGCCAUUGUCGGAUACAGCGAGAAGAAACCAAGGUUAUCCCUCUUAGAGGACCCCGCCUGUUACCAAUGACUUGUAGUAGAAGAUCUUACAUUUCAGUUCGUAGAAGUUGCUUUCUUCAUUUACUCAUCAGUCAGCAAGUAUAAAAGAGAAGGCUCGAACAAAGACUGCAAAAAUGUCUUGCCAAUGGCAACAACAUGUUGAGUGUUGAAUUUGAAGAUGAUAGGAAAGUUUCUUACCACUAGAAGGUUGUUUUUUUUUUUUGCCGGGGGGGGGGUGUUACUUUCUUAAAUCAAGGUUCCAAACUAUAUUUUUCUUUAGAUGUUUGAUGUCAUGUAGGCUGCAUAAUAAUGAAUGAGUGAUUGUUGAAGUACUUGAGCAAAAUGUAUAGGUCACUAUGAAAAAUAUUGGAUAACCUUCACACAUCCUUGGCAAGGAUGUGCAAAUCAAAUGAAAUGUUUAUUUACAUUAA
Gossypium arboreum is the source of this 2304-nucleotide messenger RNA. Its product is annotated as glycerol-3-phosphate dehydrogenase [NAD(+)]-like. The transcript is spliced from 12 exons. Gene Ontology annotation, molecular function: glycerol-3-phosphate dehydrogenase [NAD(P)+] activity; protein homodimerization activity; NAD binding. The record is from RefSeq and is a predicted model, not a curated record. Gene Ontology annotation, biological process: glycerol-3-phosphate catabolic process; carbohydrate metabolic process. Gene Ontology annotation, cellular component: cytosol; glycerol-3-phosphate dehydrogenase (FAD) complex. NCBI's taxonomy places the organism in Eukaryota, Viridiplantae, Streptophyta, Magnoliopsida, Malvales, Malvaceae. Bases 588 to 1904 code for a protein of 438 amino acids.